Rhodamnia argentea is the source of this 1456-nucleotide messenger RNA. Its product is annotated as protein trichome birefringence-like 8. Bases 102 to 1349 code for a protein of 415 amino acids. The transcript is spliced from 4 exons. Lineage: Eukaryota; Viridiplantae; Streptophyta; Magnoliopsida; Myrtales; Myrtaceae. Gene Ontology annotation, molecular function: O-acetyltransferase activity. Gene Ontology annotation, cellular component: Golgi apparatus. The record is from RefSeq and is a predicted model, not a curated record.
GAAAACCUUUAACACACCUUAACAAUCUCUCUCUCUCUCUCUCUAGAGGAAAGGAUAGACUUAUUCAAAAACAUGUUUUUACGUCUCCUUUUCCUCUUUUAAUGGAUCUUCAACCUGCCGCUCAAAAGCUCCGACUGAUCCCUCUCCCCAAGAGGGAACUCGCCUGUACCCUCUCCUUCCUCUUCCUGUUGAUCUCAUCCGUGUUCCUCUUCAAUCUCUUGAGCCCCUUACCGCCCGACUCGUUCCUGCGUUCCGGUUUCUUGUCGCGCAUCCUGCCGGCCUCGCUGAAACCCACCUCCGUGGGAACAUGCGAUUACUCGAGAGGAAGGUGGGUGAGAGACGAGAAUCACCCGCUUCAAUUCUACAAUGAGAGCUGCCCAUUUCUCGACCCGGGGUUCCGGUGCCGCCAUAGUGGACGGAAAGACGUAGGCUAUCUGAAUUGGAGAUGGCAACCUCAUGGUUGCGACCUUCCAAGAUUCAAUGCAAGCAAGCUCUUAGAAUGGACGCGAGAUGGAAGAAUCGUGUUUGCCGGAGACUCCAUCGGAAGAAACCAGUGGGAGUCACUGGUAUGCAUGCUUUCACAAGCAGUAUCCAAUUCUUCCGUAUACGAAGCGAAUGGGAACCCCAUAACCAAGCACAAGGGUUACCUCUCGAUUCGAUUCCAAGAGUACAACCUCACCGUUGAGUAUUACCGAGCUCCAUUCCUGGUAAUGGUCGGGCACCCACCGCCGACUUCGCCUAGCUUGGUGAAGACCACAGUCAGGGUUGACGAGUUGCAUUGGUACUCGAAGAACUGGGAGGGCGCCAAUGUCCUCAUCUUCAAUUCUGGGCAUUGGUGGAACGAGGACAAGACUGUCAAAAUGAACAGCUACUUUCAGGAGAAGGGAAGCGUGAACCUGACAAUGGAUGUCAUGGAAGCCUUUAGGGAAUCACUGCAGACAUGGAAAACGUGGGCAUUGAACAACGUGGAUCUCCAAAGAAGUCACAUUUUCUUCCGCGGCUAUUCUCCUGUUCACUACAGGAAUGGGACAUGGAGUGAAGGUGGAACGUGCAACAACAACAAAGAGCCGGAAACCAACUAUACAAAACUGGAAGCCGAACCACUGAAUAAUUUGUACAUUUCAAACACGGUUGGCGAGAUGACAGACAGAUAUAGGAAGGUUCAGUAUCUAGACAUUACAUAUCUGUCAGAGUUCAGGAUAGACGCCCAUCCGUCGGAACAUCGUGAGCCGGGCACCCCUGCUGAUGCUCCUCAAGAUUGCAGCCAUUGGUGUUUACCAGGGGUGCCGGACACUUGGAAUGAACUUCUCUAUGCUUACCUCUUGUCGGUAAGAGUCAAAGAAAGGUAGUUUACCAAAGAAUUGAAGAAUUGCCCGAGUUGAUCAUUUUCGCAGAAGCUAUCAUGAUUUCAACAACUGUACAAGAAGACAAGAUUCAAUUCAAGCCAUUUCUUCCA